UAGGGAUGGAGAUCGCGACAGGUGUGCUGGAGGGGUGUAGAGAACAGCAGAUGAUUUGCAAGUUGGGACCGUAGGAUCGCGAUCAGGGGAAUGAACGAGGAGAAGACAGAGAUAGAUCGAUGAAGAUUCUAACGCGGCGCGCUUUACAAGGUGCGUUGUCAGCGGCAGCAGCAGCAGGUCGAGGCCAAAGCCCAAAGCCGAAGCCUAAUGUGGAACGUGGUGGUCCCCACCAGAGUCAGAGGCAAGUGGAGCCGGUUCGUGUUUACUCAGAAAAGGACCUGUCGAAGGAGAUCGAGAAGGCGGCGGCAAUGCUAGUGCCAGAGACAGACUGGUCUGUUCGAAUGAAGGUCAUGCAGCGAGUUGAAGGUCUCGUUGCUGGUGGAGCAUCCGACUUUGAUGCCUUUCCGGGAAUGCUACUAAGGCAAAUGAAAGAUGCAAUUGCCGGCCAGUUACAGGACAGGCGCUCAGCGAUCGUGCGGCAGACGUGCCAGAUGUUGAAUCUGCUAGCCAAGGAGUUGCGUUUUGCAUUCGAACCUCUUGCGGAGUUCUUGAUUCCUGUGCUUUUGAAGCUUGUUGUGAUCACGGUGCUUGUCAUUGCGGAAUCCGCAGACAACUGCAUCCGGACAAUGUUGCUGCACUGCCGUGUGGCAAGGAUAGUUCCACGAAUUGCAGACUCUGCCAUGCACGAUCGGAGCCCUCCUCUGAGGUUACGGUGCUGCGAUUACGCUCUCCUGGUCUUAGAGAGCUGGGGUGAGGCACCAGAGGUCACCCGGCUUGCUGAUCUUUAUGAGGAGCUGAUCAAAUGCUGCGUUGGUGAUGCAAUGAGUGAGGUCAGGGCCACGGCAAGACAGUGCUACCGAGUGUUUGCGCUGAGAUGGCCUGAUCGAGGGAGACGGCUGUUCAGCCGCUUCGAUGGGAGCACGCAGAAGCUAUUAACAGAAGAAGAGUCCUUGGCUUCUACUACGUCAAAGGGAUCUUCUUCUUCUCUUUCGCUGACGGCUCGUGAAUUGAAGGGUUUGGUGGUGGGAUCUCGACAUGCUGUGUCUGCUGCCGGGACCACGACCGGCCAGUUGAGUUCAUUGAACCAGAAUGCGAAUUUCCAAUCCGGCAGUCAUAAUGACGGAUCAGUGUCGGCUCCUGCGGGCCAACCGGGACAGGGGCAGAGUGUCCCAACAGGAAAGAAACAGGCCGCAGGUGGCGGGGGAGGGCCAGGCAGCGGCCGGGGAAAUGCAGCUGUGAAUGGAGGCGGUGAAGGUAAUGGGAAUCUGCAAGCCAAACCUUCGAGGAUUGCUGUUGUUGCUCCGACUUCUCCGUCUCGAGAAGCAGCAGCUGCACCUGCUUCAGGCUAUGUCAGUUUAUAUGCAAGGAGAACAUGUGAGAGAGUCCCUCAAAAGGUGGUUGGUGGUGAUAAGCUGGUAGGAGAUGAGGGGGUACAGGAGUCUGAGAACUUGAGUGGGGAGUCGUCUGGGAACUCUUGUGGAAGGCCUCUCCCCUGCCGUGCACCGGCCUCAGGAGGGGUUUCCUCCGUUGGUGCACGACCAGGCGCAAUGGCAAAAAUGCCCUUGGAGGGUUUGAAGCCGUCAAGAGUGGAGGUUGAUGGAGGAGGGCUCACAAUUGCAAUUCCAGGAGCACAGGGUCCAUCUAAUAAUAACGGUCCAUCCAAUCAGAAUUCACCCCAAACUUCCGCAUCGUCAGCCUCAAGUAGCGGUGCUGCUGCACACAGGACAGGGACAGCCUUGGAAGGUGCAAGGCGGGUGCUUAUGCCUCAAUCGCCAGUACAUGGUCUUGUGAGAGACAGCGUAGUUGCAGCUGGUGGUAUAGGAUUAGAUAUCAAUGCAAAACAUUCAGGAAAUGCAGCGAGUUCUGAAGUUAGUUUUCCUACAGCAGCAGGCAUAGUGUCCUCCAGAAGAGCUAUGGCCGCUGACGAGAAUACAGCGAGUGGCAGGUACGGAGAGCCGGUGAUAGAUCAUGGUACCGAGGAUUCAAUUCAUACAUUUUCUGUGAGUGAUGGGCUCCCUAGCAUUGCCCCCAGACAAGGGAGAAGGGCUAUGCCUGGGUCUGGAAGGCUUGGAGGAGGACUCGUCCAAUUGAAUUCCGUGGGUGGGAGAGGGGGAGGAUUGCCAUACUAUGCAGCACGCGAUGACGACGAGAGAUCUGUUGGCAGUACAAAGUCUAGCGAUGAUGAAAGUCUUGGCACAGUGGCUUCAAGCCUGAUGGCCCCCUCGUCCAGGGCAGGUGGAGAUGACCUGACGACUGGCCUCCCGGAAGCUAUCGCUGCUGCGUACCUAGCAAAUGCCGACUGGUCGUCCCGCGUAACGGCCUUUGUCACAUUGCGAAAGACGCUGCAGAAUGGGCAGAAGGGUGUCUCUGAAGUGCUUGCAAACUUCGACAAGGUUAUGAUCCUCUAUUCUUCAUUCCUCGGGGACUCUCAUCACCGAGUAGCUCAGGCGGCGCUUGCGGCUUUGGCGGAACUCCUACCAUUGUGCCGAAAGAGCUUUGAGGCAUACUUAGAGAGAAUCCUUCCCCUGCUCUUCAACCGGCUUAUUGACCAGAAGGAAGCCUCGCGCAAGAUGUCUGCACGAGUCCUGAAGACAGCAGCAGAGCUGUACCCUAUUGAGCUUUUAUUGCCUGCAUUGCUGCGAUCUCUGGAUGAGCAGCGCUCACCAAAGGCGAAGAUGGCAGUCAUUGAGUUUGGGGUCUCAGCAUUGAAGAGACCGAGGAUGGCAGUUGGUGAACACGUCCCUGCUGUAAGUAGUAUUAUGCUGAAGCACUGGAUGUCCAAGCUGGUGCCUCUUACGAACGACAAGCAGCAGAAGCUACGAUUGACCGCCGUUGCAGGUAUUGUAGCAGUUCAUUCGCAACUGGAUGCAAACACAGUUGUAUCAUACAUUGCCAACAUGCCCAUUGAGGAGCAAAGUCAGCUGAGGAAGGUGUUGAGGCAGUAUGCGCCGGCAGUGGAAGCUGAUUUGCUUCUGGUGCAGUCUGGAAAGCAGCGCCAAGCUCGGAUCAGGUCGCUGAUGAUGGACACUCGUCCCACGGAAUCAGCUGCAGAUACUACUGCUGUAGCGGCAACGAGAGCAGGUGGUGGUGGGGGGAACACUGCCCUUGACAUCUUAGGAACAGUAGCUGGGAUGGGAUAUCAAAGUCCAAGAAGUCCGCAGAGUCCUUGCGUAACGGAAAGGAGGAGGAGGAGAAGUGGAAGCUUGGGGGCAGUGGAGGGUGCAGUGUUUGCAGCAGAGUUGGCAAAGGAUAUAGACACUGGAGCGGGGAGUUUGGCAAGCAGGGGCCUUACUGGUGAAAGUAGCCUCAAUAGUCUUGCGAGUGUGUCGACGGUCUGUAGUGCCAGGACUGUGGAUGAUGAGACUAUGAUGAUGAGAUCUAGGAAGAGCUUGGGUGGGGGAAGGGAAGGACGGCGAUGCUUGGGUGACAUGUCCACAUUUGCAGUGCUAGACGGAGAAAGCAAUGGUGUCGAUGGGGUUGACCGGGUGUUGGAAAGAAGAAGAGGGAGUGUUGGCGGAGGUGACAAAGGAAUGGCAAGGAGUCCAGUUUCGCCAUACAGAGGCACACGGAAUGGUGCACUCUCUCCGUGCAGGGGCGGAGCUGCCCUACGGAGGCACACAGAAAACGAUUGGAGCCUAUUGCAACAGAAUAUGAGAGAUGAUGGGUCAGUGGAUGCUGCUAUAGAGGGCUCAGGACUUGGUGUGAUCGAUGGUGCAGAGAACAGAGAACGGGAGACACGAAGAGCGCUCGGGAGCAGGUCACCUGGAAAGUUUAAUGGCUCAGGAGGGAGAGGACGCCGGAGGUCAUCCCUGGGAGGGGGAUCCUCAGGUGGGCCUUCUCCUUGGAAAGGCAUGCCGCUGUCAUUGGGGGCCACCGCUACAGAAGAAGAUGACACUCUUCUUGCUCGUUUAGUUGGCCAGGGGAGAGGGACAGAUGAGCGGCAAGAGGAACUUCAGCAAGUUCUUCAGUUCUGCAGCAGCAGGCAGAAUGGCCCGGCGAUGCCAGAUGAGCAGGAUAGCCUACAAGACUACAUGGAGGCGAUAGCAGGCAAUGUAAUUGCUCUCAAAGCGGAUCAAAGUAAAACGGCCCAAGAAUGUGCGAAUGAGUGUCUGGACAUGAUCUUCUCUGGCAUGGAUCCGCUGCGCUGCCUAACCGUGCUGCUGCCGCAACUGGAAACUGACGAUGAGAAGAUUCUGGUGCCGUGCUUGGGAAUGCUGAACGAGGUUGUUGUGAGACUAACAGAAGAGCAGCUCACAGACCAGUUGCCGCUGUUGCUUCCGCCUUUGUAUGAAGCAUUUGGGAGUCCACAUGCAGCUGUUCGAAAGGCAGUGGUGCUCGCACUGGUGGAGAUGUACAUGAUGCUGGGUGAUGCGUUCAUUCCUCACUUAAGUGGGCUACCCCACACGCAACUCAAGCUGGUGACAAUCUAUGCCAACCGAAUUACUCAGGAACGGAUGGCACAAGGCGUCAACCGUCCAACUAGAUGACACUAUGCUGAAAGUGCAAAAAUAAUGACGCACAGGACAUUAAGGAGUCAACGCAAAGUAAAUUACUAUUAUGUCA
Molecule: messenger RNA, 4563 nt
Organism: Chara braunii
Lineage: Eukaryota; Viridiplantae; Streptophyta; Charophyceae; Charales; Characeae
Source: the annotation of a GenBank genome assembly